Molecule: messenger RNA, 3203 nt
Organism: Betta splendens (Siamese fighting fish)
Lineage: Eukaryota; Metazoa; Chordata; Actinopteri; Anabantiformes; Osphronemidae
Gene: pld6
Product: phospholipase D family, member 6
Exons: 4
Coding region: 1602-2525 (307 amino acids)
Biological process (GO): piRNA processing
Cellular component (GO): mitochondrion
Molecular function (GO): RNA endonuclease activity producing 5'-phosphomonoesters, hydrolytic mechanism
Source: RefSeq, a predicted model, not a curated record
AAGAAAGAAAGAAAGAAAGGACUAAGUGAAUAUGUGAACUGAGAGAAAUAAAAUAAUAAAAUAUACGUGGAUGAGUAUGGUUUAUCGCCUCCCAAAACAAGCCAGCAGCCCCUGGGUAAUAAAAAUGUACUAUCUGUCAUAGUAAAUUAUAAAUAUUGGUCUUCGCCUUGCUGCAGUCUCCUGAUUAUGCUCAAUGGUCUGCCUCUGACAAUUAUGAAGCCAUUAACACGGUGUGUAUGUGCACGUGUGCAUGUAUGUAUGCGCAGGAUGGGAAGCAGGAGAGGAGAGCAGGCGAGAGACUCCAUGGCUGCUUAUUUGAGAAAAUAUCGGGUUUUUAUGGCCUUGAUGGCUCCAGCGCCAUACAGCUUCAGCUCUGUGAGCUCUCAGACAUCAAAUCUACAUGUUUGCUGCACAUCUGCUUGUCUGUUUGAGACAUUUCUGACCGGUAUGAACACAACGAACAGGCAGGGGAGAUAAUAUAUGGAAGAAAUUAAGAUACACUAUAAAAAGCUGGGUUUCUGAGGCUCGGUUAGCGCACACGCACACGCACGCACACACACAGACACACACACACACACACACACACACACACACACACGCAUCUUGGGUUUCAAGGGGGCAGCUCCUUUACAGGCCACCAGAUGAGGAGAGGAUUAUAAGAGGCCUUACCACCAAUCCCAUCCAGCAUGUCAGCAAGGGAAGACCACCAGCCGGAUACAGGAGUCCCACGGGACAGGAUUAGGAGUAGGAACACACACACCCACACACGAACACAAUCACUCACCACAGGCCUAGUAGAAGCCUCUGUCGAGACCCUGCAGGGAACAUCAUUCAACAGCCACAAACCGAUUUCAGCCUAUUAUGCCUUAGGCUCUAAUGACUGAUGGAGCAGUGGCACAGUAACGUGGUCUUCCUCUCUUUGUGCAUCCGAUAACCCUUAGUGUUGUACAUAAAUAUUACACAGAGGCAACGUAAUGUGCGAAGAACUCGCAAGCUCUACUGUGAAUAUCCACCUUCAAGUAAAAUCAUAUAAUGUGAUGGUAUAAUCAGAAAAACCCCAUUCUGAGAGUCACGGCCGUUAGUUAUUAAAUGGCUGUUGCACAGUAUUGCAUUGUAUUUGACGGGCCUGUCCACUCCCAUUAUUGAGCAGCAGACACAAAGCAACACACCGUGGAGGCACUAACAGCAAUAUGAAGCAUCAUCUUUUAUUUUUUUUAUAAUAUGAUGACACACAAAGAAAUAAAAUGUCCACUUGGAAACGCAAGCAGCGGUUUUCUAACAAAUAAUUCAGCGCGUUUGUCUUGUAAGCGUCAUUAGACAACGGUCCGCGGCGAUAUCAGUGAGGUUAAUUAUCACUCUCGCGCACGCGUUCAUUUUUCCUACGCAAACUGCUUUUUACCGGGGCCUUGCGGAGCUCAGUCGCGGACCCCUCGGAGCCCCCCGAGCCGCAGCUUGAGAACCGCUGCACUACGGGGCAAGCGCUUCGGCAGGAAGGAGACGUGGACGAAGGAGACGAAGGGAGAGAAGGAGGAAGCAAGGCGAGGGAGGGAGGAGAGGAGGAGAGGAGAGGUGAGAGGUGGCGGCACAGUGAGUCGCACAGGAUGCUGAUGCUGCUGCAUAGGCUCCGUCGCUCCAUCCCUCCCUCGGAGAGGAUGGAAAAAACAAGGAGUGGUUAUGUGAUCCCCCACCAGCAGCAGGGAGACGCGCACCGGAGAGAAAGGAAUAGCGGGGAGGGGGGCGUUUCCCCGCGCAGCCUUCGCCUAUUCUCACACUUCAGCGGGGAUACGAUGCGUGGCAUGUGGAGCGGCUUCUUCGGGGGCUGCGCUGACAGAAGGGCGCAGAAAGCGAUGUCGCUGAUGUGGACGGUGAAGGUGGUCGGUCUCGGGGCGGUGGCCCUCUCUCUCAGUCUGGAGGCUCUCGCGUGGCUCCACCGCCGCCUCAGGCCAGGAAAGAUCCUCAAUGAGGUCCUGUUCUUCCCCUCAGAGACGGCCUGCGUGCAGCACAUCUUCACUCCCCCUUCUCCGUAUUCCUGCUUCUGCUCGUUGCCUCAUGGGGUAGAGACGUCUUUCUCCCGUCUUCUUUCCUACCUCAUGUCUGCCUCCUCCUCCCUAGACCUUUGCGUGUUCGCCUUUUCCAACAUGGAUCUCUGUAGAGCUGUAGUCGCACUUCAUCACAGGGGCGUGAACGUCCGGGUCCUCACUGACAAGGACUACAGUGCCAUCACUGGCUCUCAGAUUGGGGUCCUUCGCAAAGCUGGGAUCUGUGUGCGGAGCGAUAUCAAUUCAGUGUACAUGCAUCACAAGUUUGCAGUCGUGGACGGGAGGCUGCUCAUCACCGGCUCCCUCAACUGGACACUGACAGCAGUGCAGAGCAACAUGGAGAACGUAAUCAUUACCGAGGAGCCAGACCUGGUGCGACCCUUCAUCCAGGAAUUCCGCAGGUUAUGGAUGCAAAACGAUCCAACUCAGUAUCAUGAUUCAAGUGAACAAAAGGCUGCUCGUGUUAUGGGGGAAUCUAAUAACUAAUCAGCUCAGAUCAUCAAAUGAAUAUUGAGUUGAAGCUCAGCAUGUGCAAUUCGUUCUGCUAAUUGAGAGACACAGAGUUCCAGUAUUGAUAUGUUCCUGUUAGGAUGAGGCAGCAUUACUUUAGGUUUUGAAAGAUGAAAAAGAGGUUUGAAGCUUUAAAGUUUGUAUUUUUGAAGGUAUACAGUUUGAUUUAUUAGGUGUAUACAUUAGAGCUUUAUGGAGGUUUUGUGUUUUAUUUUUGUGUGUAUUUUAUCUUACUCUUACAAAGGUGCUGCUUGUGGUUGUGCUACCUGCCAUAACUCUAAUAUAAAAAAUAUGUACAACAUGGAGUUGUUCAAGUUUAAAAGAGAAGUCCUCUGUGUUGUGGUACAGUAGGUGAGAAUAGUUCUUGAGUUUUUAUAUCCAAGUUUUUAUUUUUCAUAAUGUGUCUCACAGUUUUUUAAAUUUGCUCUUGUCUCUACAUGUUCUUAUGUAGUCGGUUGCCAUGAUUCGGCCCCUAAGAGCUAAAGGGGCAUGUUACAGUAGAAGCGUGAGUUAAUACCUUUUUUAAGUCAAUUCACAGUUUACACUGUGCUCAUUAUAACUCAAAGCUAGUUGCUGUAAACUUUCCAGCCAUCAAGGUUGGGCUUGUGCGCUUUCACAACGGUGUUCUGCCAAUAAAAGCUCUUUCACACCGCA